AGGCCUGGCUCUUGGCAGCGCCUCGCCCGCCCCCGCGCGCGAGCGGCCGGGCCGCGCGGGGGUUGCGAGGGGCCGAGCCGCGCAGCACAUGGCGAGCGCCCGGCGCGCCUCGUUCAGCACCACGGUGGAGCUCAUCUGCUUCGACGCGGAGAGCGGGGCUCGCAGCCCGGGCAGCUUUCAGCACGUGGAGAUGGCAGGGGCGCGCGGCACCGCUCGGCGGUCUUCCCCGACGCCCGCGCGGGGGGGCCCGGCGCGCCGCGGCGGCGCCUCCACGGCGCCGUGGACCCCGCCGUUGAGCGCGGCGGCCGUGCCAGAUCUCCGAGGGCUGCUGGAGCUGGAGGCCGAGUGCUUGCCCAGCAGCCUAUCUACCGAGCCGGGCGGCAGCGAUUCCGAGAGCUUCGCCGACGAGAACCUGUUCGCGAAGGUCGCCCAGCGGCGCCGCAUCCGGCGCAGCGUCACCGCCAACCAAGGGCCGGGCCUUCCGCAGCACGCCCUGCCAGAGAUGACGAUGUCGAGAAUCCUCAUGCGGCGUCGGUUGGCCUGGAGCUCCUAUCGAGUGGACAGCCUGUCCAGCGGGACGAGCAGCAUCAACAGCCUCGGCGAGUGAGGCCCGGCUGCGGAGGCGGCUCGGGCUCGCCGGGCCGGGCGUCGAGCGCGAGACAGCGACACGCCCCCGGCACGCUGCGCACCGGCGCGCGCCUCGCCCGGCGGGUGCCCCUCCGCCCCGCCCGCCCCCUGCGCAGGAGAGGGAUCCCUCUCCUGCCACUC
Molecule: messenger RNA, 768 nt
Organism: Prorocentrum cordatum
Lineage: Eukaryota; Dinophyceae; Prorocentrales; Prorocentraceae
Source: the annotation of a GenBank genome assembly